AUACUGGAUACUUCCCAACCAUUCAUGACUGAGGCACAGGUUCUCCAGUGUGGGGAAGAGUUGAAGACUUUCUAUUGCGAACAAAUGUGCAAAAUCAAACCUGACCCGCUUGAUUUCAAUAUCAUCUUUGAAUUCGAGCAAAUUUACACGAACCUAACGCUACUCAGGAACGAAAUGGGAACAAGAACCAAAACGCCACUGGAUUACACUGCUCUUCUUACUACAAAGAUUAACGGAGUACUUCCUAAACGUCUUCUGGUUGAAGGUGAAGGUGGUGUCGGUAAAACAACCUUAUGUUCGAAGAUCGCAUGGGAUUGGGUCAAUGGGUCUCCCGAGUUUCAGCGCUUCACUUGGGUUCUGGUUAUACCCCUGCGCAAUAUUGUCAAGGGUCAAACAAUUGGUGAUAUUAUGAAAAACUAUCUCUCCGACAAUAAUGCUGUAAACCCUAAACAGAUCAGUAAAUACAUAUUGUCUCAACCUACAAAGGUUCUGAUUGUACUUGAUGGACUCGAUGAGUAUAAUGGAGACCUCUCUGCCAAAGAAAGCUCAGAUAUUUCUCAGAUUCUACGAUUGGAGAAAUUCAAGGAAUGCAUAGUUCUGGUGACAACAAGACCGUGGAGGGCGGAUCAGAUCAAGUCCAAGGAAGAAUUCAGUAGGUCGUAUGCUUUCAUUGCAGUAGAAGGAUUUAGUGCUGAAAAUGUCUCUACAUACAUCAGCAAGUACUUCGUGAAGGAUGAAAAGGCAGGUUCAGAACUGAGUCGGUUUAUUGACGUGAAUGAUGUAAUCAGGGAAAACAUGGCACCCUUCCCAAUUUACGUAGCAAUGCUAUGCAUCUUAUGGAAAAAUUGUGACAGUGAAAAACGAGAAACAAUACGCAGACUGAAGACAUUUUCUCAAUUAUUUGAACAAAUGAUCAUGUUUCUAAGAGAUCAUUAUGUGUCAAAGGUUUCUGAAGCCCAUUUGGACAAGGAAAAGGAAAGUAUCAAGUUUUGUUUGCAAAGAAUAGGAUCGAUUGCAUUCUCAGGACUCCUAAAAAAGAAAUUGGUUUUUAAUGAGGAGGACUUCAGCUUGUAUAAGGAAGCCAUGGAGACAUGCUGCAGAAUCGGAGUUCUAAGUCGAGAAAAUCGAAAUGUAUCCAGAUGGAAAAGAACUGUGACUGUUACACAGCCUAUAACCACUAGUGUCUUCUUUCCUCACAAAUUAUUUCAGGAAUAUGUUGCGUCUAUUUAUCUUGCCUUUCUAUAUGACAUGAAUCGCGAAGAGUACAGUAGGUCGAUGGGCGAAGUACUGAGCGAUGACCCACAAGAAUUCCGUUACCUCUUGUAUUUCACCGCUGCCCUGGGAAAGGAGGUGGGACUUGAUAUUGUCAAGAAAAUACAACAAAAUGAUGUAGACAGUGAUAGAAGUCCUCUUCAUCGUUUCAGACCCAUAGCAGAAUACCUCGCGUACGAACAACCAAGAAGAAAUAACUUUAAUUUUCUUGUAGAUGUCACUUUUGAAGCGUAUAACAAAGACACAGCGAAAGCAGUAGGACAACGAAUAUUUGCAGACGAGAGAAUACUGACUAUCGAUAAAGCCAUGGCUGCUCACACAACUUCUGGUUAUUUAUUCAUCAUGGAACAGCAUGGAAUGGAAACUUUGGUAUUCAGAGACAGAUCAUGUGGCCCGACUGUAUCACGUGACCUAGCAGACGUCCUAUUCACAUCAAACUCAUUAUCAAGAUUAGAGUUUUAUCGUACAACAUUGGAUCAUGACUUCUACAAGUUAAUGCAUACACAAGUUUCUACAAUGGCGGGAGAUACAUCCUCAAUCAAAGAGCUGGUUGUAGAUCAUCAAUUCCUAGAUGGUCUACAGAGGAUUAAUGAUGUUGACUUAAAUGUCACCGUUGAAGAGCUAUUCCCGAGCUUGACACAAUUGACCUUUACCACUCUUCAAACUGUCACACCGGGAGUUGUUGAACAAUUGGCACAUUCCAGCCUAGCAGUGUUGUCUAUUGAGCAUGGUAAGAAAGGUCGACGUCUAGUUCCUCUCAUUGGAGAACCUACUUUACUGGGACAACUUUUCUUCAGUUCAUUCCCUCACCUCACCUGUCUGACCUUCCGAGGGCUAGUAAUGGGCAACAUACGCAGUGAAGCAAUACUACAUAAUCUAAAGAACCACCUGCAUUUGAAAUCAAUAAGUAUCAUCAGGUGUUUUACGGAUGACGAAUUGGACCCCCUGGCUGAACAAAUAACUACUGAGAACAGAAUGAAAAUUACACUUCAACAUGACACGGCACAAAGGACGUUAUCUUUUGACAAUACUACUGGACCAUUAACAAUGGAUAUAAUAGAUGCACUUUGCCAUCGUACGUGUGUCGACUACUUGAAAGUGUUUAUGGUAAAGAUUGCAGGUGAAGAAUGUUUUCCAGACCUUCAUGGCCGAGAGGUGGAUUCAAAGAUUCAGAAGUUUAACAUUAGUUCCUUGCGCCUACAUGACGAUCAAUCAUCAUCCUACUGUCUGGGGAAGUUUCUCAGUCUCCUGCCUCAUCUGACAGACCUCGAGAUUAACUCAUGUGACUUUCAUGAUGAUUUCUACAUAGAGAUUGCUGAUCGAGCUUCUUCAUCUCAGAUUCAGAAGUUUAACAUUAGUUCCUUGCGCCUACAUGACGAUCAAUCAUCAUCCUACUGUCUGGGGAAGUUUCUCAGUCUCCUGUCUCAUCUGACAGACCUGACGAUUUUCAAAUGUUCCUUUCAUGAUGAUUUAUACAUAGAGAUUGCUGAUCGAGCUUCUUCAUCUCAGAUUCAGAAGUGUAUCAUUUACGAAUUGUACCCAAAUGGCUAUCAUUCAUCAUCCUACUGUCUGGGGAAGUUUCUCAGUCUCCUGUCUCAUCUGACAGACCUGAAGAUUUUCAAAUGUUUCUUUCAUGAUGAUUUCUACAAGGAGAUUGCUGAUCGAGCUUCUUCAUCUCAGAUUCAGAAGUGUAUCAUUUACGACUUGUGCCUACAUGAAGACCAAUCAUCCUUCUGUCUGGGGAAGUUUCUCAGUCUCCUGCCUCAUCUGACAGACCUCGAGAUUAACUCAUGUGACUUUCAUGAUGAUUUCUACAAAGAGAUUGCUGAUCGAGCUUCUUCAUCUCAGAUUCAGAAGUUUAUCAUUAGUUACUUGUACCUACAUGACGAUCAAUCAUCAUCUGGCUAUCUGGGGAAGUUUCUCAGUCUCCUGUCUCAUUUGACAGACCUGACGAUUAACUCAUGUUCCUUUCAUGAUGAUUUCUACAAAGAAAUUGCUGACCAAGCUUCUUCAUCUCAGAAUCCUUACUUCAGGGAAAAGGAGCAUAUCAGCAUGCUACAGGAGUGGUCAGUAAGAAAACAACAACGACAGCAACUACAACAACAACAAUGGUGGUUAGAACAACGACAACAACAACAACAACAACGGUGCAACAACAACGAUGGUGGUUAG
Messenger RNA from Strongylocentrotus purpuratus (purple sea urchin), 3444 nucleotides. RefSeq lists its product as uncharacterized. The transcript has 12 exons. The record is from RefSeq and is a predicted model, not a curated record. NCBI's taxonomy places the organism in Eukaryota, Metazoa, Echinodermata, Echinoidea, Camarodonta, Strongylocentrotidae. The coding region runs from base 25 to 3444 and encodes 1139 amino acids.